CCUCCUCCUCCGCCCCCUCCUCCUCCUCCUCCGCCCCCUCCUCCUCCUCCUCCGCCCCCUCCUCCUCCUCCUCCGCCCCCUCCUCCUCCUCCUCCUCCUCCUCCGCCCCCUCCUCCUCCUCCUCCGCCCCCUCCUCCUCCUCCUCCUCCGCCCCCUCCUCCUCCUCCUCCGCCCCCUCCUCCUCCUCCUCCUCCCCCCUCCUCCACCUCCUCCGCCCCUCCUCCUCCUCCUCCGCCCCCUCCUCCUCCUUCUCCGCCCCCUCCUCCUCCUCCUCCGCCCCCUCCUCCUCCUCCUCCUCCGCCCCCUCCUCCUCCUCCUCCUCCGCCCCCUCCUCCUCCUCCUCCGCCCCCUCCUCCUCCUCCUCCGCCCCCUCCUCCUCCUCCUCUGCCCCCUCCUCCUCCUCCUCCGCCCCCUCCUCCUCCUCCUCCUCCUCCGCCCCCCUCCUCCUCCUCCUCCGCCCCCUCUCCUCCUCCUCCUCCUCCGCCCCCUCCUCCUCCUCCUCCUCCGCCCCCUCCUCCUCCUCCUCCUCCUCCUCCUCCGCCCCCUCCUCCUCCUCCGCCCCCUCCUCCUCCUCCUCCUCCUCCUCCGCCCCCUCCUCCUCCUCCUCCUCCGCCCCCUCCUCCUCCUCCGCCCCCUCCUCCUCCUCCUCCUCCUCCUCCGCCCCCUCCUCCUCCUCCUCCUCUCUCCUCCGCCUCCUCCUCUCCGCCCUCCUCCUCUCCUCCUCCUCCGCCCCCUCCUCCUCCUCCUCCUCCGCCCCCUCCUCCUCCGCCCCCUCCUCCUCCGCCCCCUCCUCCUCCGCCCCCUCCUCCUCCGCCCCCUCCUCCUCCGCCCCCUCCUCCUCCGCCCCCUCCACCUCCUCCUCCUCCUCCGCCCCCUCCUCCUCCUCCUCCUCCGCCCUCUCCUCCUCCUCCUCCUCCGCCCCCUCCUCCUCCUCCUCCGCCCCCUCCUCCUCCUUCUCCGCCCCCUCCUCCUCCUUCUCCGCCCCUCCUCAUCCUCCUCCGCCCCCCUCCUCCUCCUCCUCCGCCCCCCCCCUCCCCUCCUCCUCCUCCUCCUCUUCCUCCUCCUCCUCCGCCCUUGACGCCACCUCCGCCGCCUCAGCAGCGGCCGCGCAGCCCUCCACAACUGCCACCUCCGCCGCCCCAGCAACAGCGGCCGCGCCGCCCUCCACAACCGCCACCUCCGCCGCCCCAGCAGCAGCAAUGGCAGAGGCCGCGCCGCCUUCCACAACCGCCUCCGCGCCACUCCACGCCACCCCUGCAGUGGCCCCUCUGCCCUCCACAACCGCCUCAGCGCCACUCCUCCUCGCCGCACCUGCAGCGGCAGCGCCACUCCUCCUCGCCGCACCUGCAGCGGCAGCGCCGCUCCUCCUCGCCGCACCUGCAGCGGCAGCGCCGCUCGUCCCCGCCGCACCUGCACCGGCAGCGCCGCUCGUCCCCGCCGCACCUGCACCGGCAGCGCCGCUCGUCCCCGCCGCACCUGCACCGGCAGCGCCGCUCGUCCCCGCCGCACCUGCACCGGCAGCGCCGCUCGUCCCCGCCGCACCUGCACCGGCAGCGCCGCUCGUCCCCGCCGCACCUGCACCGGCAGCGCCGCUCGUCCCCGCCGCACCUGCACCGGCAGCGCCGCUCGUCCCCGCCGCACCUGCACCGGCAGCGCCGCUCGUCCCCGCUGCACCUGCACCGGCAGCGCCGCUCGUCCCCGCCGCACCUGCACCGGCAGCGCCGCUCGUCCCCGCCGCACCUGCACCGGCAGCGCCGCUCGUCCCCGCCGCACCUGCACCGGCAGCGCCGCUCGUCCCCGCCGCACCUGCACCGGCAGCGCCGCUCGUCCCCGCCGCACCUGCACCGGCAGCGCCGCUCGUCCCUGCCGCACCUGCACCGGCAGCGCCGCUCGUCCCCGCCGCACCUGCACCGGCAGCGCCGCUCGUCCCCGCCGCACCUGCACCGGCAGCGCCGCUCGUCCCCGCCGCACCUGCACCGGCAGCGCCGCUCGUCCCCGCCGCACCUGCACCGGCAGCGCCGCUCGUCCCCGCCGCACCUGCACCGGCAGCGCCGCUCGUCCCCGCCGCACCUGCACCGGCAGCGCCGCUCGUCCCCGCCGCACCUGCACCGGCAGCGCCGCUCGUCCCCGCCGCACCUGCACCGGCAGCGCCGCUCGUCCCCGCCGCACCUGCACCGGCAGCGCCGCUCGUCCCCGCCGCACCUGCACCGGCAGCGCCGCUCGUCCCCGCCGCACCUGCACCGGCAGCGCCGCUCGUCCCCGCCGCACCUGCACCGGCAGCGCCGCUCGUCCCCGCCGCACCUGCACCGGCAGCGCCGCUCGUCCCCGCCGCACCUGCACCGGCAGCGCCGCUCGUCCCCGCCGCACCUGCACCGGCAGCGCCGCUCGUCCCCGCCGCACCUGCACCGGCAGCGCCGCUCGUCCCCGCCGCACCUGCACCGGCAGCGCCGCUCGUCCCCGCCGCACCUGCACCGGCAGCGCCGCUCGUCCCCGCCGCACCUGCACCGGCAGCGCCGCUCGUCCCCGCCGCACCUGCACCGGCAGCGCCGCUCGUCCCCGCCGCACCUGCACCGGCAGCGCCGCUCGUCCCCGCCGCACCUGCACCGGCAGCGCCGCUCGUCCCCGCCGCACCUGCACCGGCAGCGCCGCUCGUCCCCGCCGCACCUGCACCGGCAGCGCCGCUCGUCCCCGCCGCACCUGCACCGGCAGCGCCGCUCGUCCCCGCCGCACCUGCACCGGCAGCGCCGCUCGUCCCCGCCGCACCUGCACCGGCAGCGCCGCUCGUCCCCGCCGCACCUGCACCGGCAGCGCCGCUCGUCCCCGCCGCACCUGCACCGGCAGCGCCGCUCGUCCCCGCCGCACCUGCACCGGCAGCGCCGCUCGUCCCCGCCGCACCUGCACCGGCAGCGCCGCUCGUCCCCGCCGCACCUGCACCGGCAGCGCCGCUCGUCCCCGCCGCACCUGCACCGGCAGCGCCGCUCGUCCCCGCCGCACCUGCACCGGCAGCGCCGCUCGUCCCCGCCGCACCUGCACCGGCAGCGCCGCUCGUCCCCGCCGCACCUGCACCGGCAGCGCCGCUCGUCCCCGCCGCACCUGCACCGGCAGCGCCGCUCGUCCCCGCCGCACCUGCACCGGCAGCGCCGCUCGUCCCCGCCGCACCUGCACCGGCAGCGCCGCUCGUCCCCGCCGCACCUGCACCGGCAGCGCCGCUCGUCCCCGCCGCACCUGCACCGGCAGCGCCGCUCGUCCCCGCCGCACCUGCACCGGCAGCGCCGCUCGUCCCCGCCGCACCUGCACCGGCAGCGCCGCUCGUCCCCGCCGCACCUGCACCGGCAGCGCCGCUAUUCCCCGCCGCACCUGCACCGGCAGCGCCGCUCGUCCCCGCCGCACCGGCAGCGCCGCUCGUCCCCGCCGCACCGGCAGCGCCGCUCGUCCCCGCCGCACCGGCAGCGCCGCUCGUCCCCGCCGCACCGGCAGCGCCGCUCGUCCCCGCCGCACCUGCACCGGCAGCGCCGCACCUGCACCGGCAGCGCCGCACCUGCACCGGCAGCGCCGCACCUGCACCGGCAGCGCCGCACCUGCACCGGCAGCGCCGCACCUGCACCGGCAGCGCCGCACCUGCACCGGCAGCGCCGCACCUGCACCGGCAGCGCCGCACCUGCACCGGCAGCGCCGCACCUGCACCGGCAGCGCCGCUCGUCCCCGCCGCACCUGCACCGGCAGCGCCGCUCGUCCCCGCCGCACCUGCACCGGCAGCGCCGCUCGUCCCCGCCGCACCUGCACCGGCAGCGCCGCUCGUCCCCGCCGCACCUGCACCGGCAGCGCCGCUCGUCCCCGCCGCACCUGCACCGGCAGCGCCGCUCGUCCCCGCCGCACCUGCACCGGCAGCGCCGCUCGUCCCCGCCGCACCUGCACCGGCAGCGCCGCUCGUCCCCGCCGCACCUGCACCGGCAGCGCCGCUCGUCCCCGCCGCACCUGCACAGGCAGCGCCGCUCGUCCCCGCCGCACCUGCACCGGCAGCGCCGCUCGUCCCCGCCGCACCUGCACCGGCAGCGCCGCUCGUCCCCGCCGCACCUGCACCUGCACCGGCAGCGCCGCUCGUCCCCGCCGCACCUGCACCUGCACCGGCAGCGCCGCUCGUCCCCGCCGCACCUGCACCUGCACCGGCAGCGCCGCUCGUCCCCGCCGCACCUGCACCUGCACCGGCAGCGCCGCUCGUCCCCGCCGCACCUGCACCUGCACCGGCAGCGCCGCUCGUCCCCGCCGCACCUGCACCUGCACCGGCAGCGCCGCUCGUCCCCGCCGCACCUGCACCUGCACCGGCAGCGCCGCUCGUCCCCGCCGCACCUGCACCUGCACCGGCAGCGCCGCUCGUCCCCGCCGCACCUGCACCUGCACCGGCAGCGCCGCUCGUCCCCGCCGCACCUGCACCUGCACCGGCAGCGCCGCUCGUCCCCGCCGCACCUGCACCUGCACCGGCAGCGCCGCUCGUCCCCGCCGCACCUGCACCUGCACCGGCAGCGCCGCUCGUCCCCGCCGCACCUGCACCUGCACCGGCAGCGCCGCUCGUCCCCGCCGCACCUGCACCUGCACCGGCAGCGCCGCUCGUCCCCGCCGCACCUGCACCUGCACCGGCAGCGCCGCUCGUCCCCGCCGCACCUGCACCUGCACCGGCAGCGCCGCUCGUCCCCGCCGCACCUGCACCUGCACCGGCAGCGCCGCUCGUCCCCGCCGCACCUGCACCUGCACCGGCAGCGCCGCUCGUCCCCGCCGCACCUGCACCUGCACCGGCAGCGCCGCUCGUCCCCGCCGCACCUGCACCUGCACCGGCAGCGCCGCUCGUCCCCGCCGCACCUGCACCUGCACCGGCAGCGCCGCUCGUCCCCGCCGCACCUGCACCUGCACCGGCAGCGCCGCUCGUCCCCGCCGCACCUGCACCUGCACCGGCAGCGCCGCUCGUCCCCGCCGCACCUGCACCUGCACCGGCAGCGCCGCUCGUCCCCGCCGCACCUGCACCUGCACCGGCAGCGCCGCUCGUCCCCGCCGCACCUGCACCUGCACCGGCAGCGCCGCUCGUCCCCGCCGCACCUGCACCUGCACCGGCAGCGCCGCUCGUCCCCGCCGCACCUGCACCUGCACCGGCAGCGCCGCUCGUCCCCGCCGCACCUGCACCUGCACCGGCAGCGCCGCUCGUCCCCGCCGCACCUGCACCUGCACCGGCAGCGCCGCUCGUCCCCGCCGCACCUGCACCUGCACCGGCAGCGCCGCUCGUCCCCGCCGCACCUGCACCUGCACCGGCAGCGCCGCUCGUCCCCGCCGCACCUGCACCUGCACCGGCAGCGCCGCUCGUCCCCGCCGCACCUGCACCUGCACCGGCAGCGCCGCUCGUCCCCGCCGCACCUGCACCUGCACCGGCAGCGCCGCUCGUCCCCGCCGCACCUGCACCUGCACCGGCAGCGCCGCUCGUCCCCGCCGCACCUGCACCUGCACCGGCAGCGCCGCUCGUCCCCGCCGCACCUGCACCUGCACCGGCAGCGCCGCUCGUCCCCGCCGCACCUGCACCUGCACCGGCAGCGCCGCUCGUCCCCGCCGCACCUGCACCUGCACCGGCAGCGCCGCUCGUCCCCGCCGCACCUGCACCUGCACCGGCAGCGCCGCUCGUCCCCGCCGCACCUGCACCUGCACCGGCAGCGCCGCUCGUCCCCGCCGCACCUGCACCUGCACCGGCAGCGCCGCUCGUCCCCGCCGCACCUGCACCUGCACCGGCAGCGCCGCUCGUCCCCGCCGCACCUGCACCUGCACCGGCAGCGCCGCUCGUCCCCGCCGCACCUGCACCUGCACCGGCAGCGCCGCUCGUCCCCGCCGCACCUGCACCUGCACCGGCAGCGCCGCUCGUCCCCGCCGCACCUGCACCUGCACCGGCAGCGCCGCUCGUCCCCGCCGCACCUGCACCGGCAGCGCCGCUCGUCCCCGCCGCACCUGCAGCGGCAGCGCCGCUCGUCCCCGCCGCACCUGCACCGGCAGCGCCGCUCGUCCCCGCCGCACCUGCAGCGGCAGCGCCGCUCGUCCCCGCCGCACCUGCAGCGGCAGCGCCGCUCGUCCCCGCCGCACCUGCAGCGGCAGCGCCGCUCGUCCCCGCCGCACCUGCAGCGGCAGCGCCGCUCGUCCCCGCCGCACCGGCAGCGGCAGCGCCGCUCGUCCCCGCCGCACCGGCAGCGGCAGCGCCGCUCGUCCCCGCCGCACCGGCAGCGGCAGCGCCGCUCGUCCCCGCCGCACCGGCAGCGGCAGCGCCGCUCGUCCCCGCCGCACCUGCACCGGCAGCGCCGCUCGUCCCCGCCGCACCUGCACCGGCAGCGCCGCUCGUCCCCGCCGCACCCGCACCGGCAGCGCCGCUCGUCCCCGCCGCACCCGCACCGGCAGCGCCGCUCGUCCCCGCCGCACCCGCAGCGGCAGCGCCGCUCGUCCCCGCCGCACCCGCAGCGGCAGCGCCGCUCGUCCCCGCCGCACCCGCAGCGGCAGCGCCGCUCGUCCCCGCCGCACCCGCAGCGGCAGCGCCGCUCGUCCCCGCCGCACCGGCAGCGGCAGCGCCGCUCGUCCCCGCCGCACCGGCAGCGGCAGCGCCGCUCGUCCCCCGCCGCGCCUGCACCGGCAGCGCCGCUCGUCCCCCGCCGCGCCUGCACCGGCAGCGCCGCUCGUCCCCCGCCGCGCCUGCACCGGCAGCGCCGCUCGUCCCCCGCCGCGCCUGCACCGGCAGCGCCGCUCGUCCCCCGCCGCGCCUGCACCGGCAGCGCCGCUCGUCCCCCGCCGCGCCUGCACCGGCAGCGCCGCUCGUCCCCCGCCGCGCCCGCACCGGCAGCGCCGCUCGUCCCCCGCCGCGCCCGCACCGGCAGCGCCGCUCGUCCCCCGCCGCGCCCGCACCGGCAGCGCCGCUCGUCCCCCGCCCCGCCCCGCCCCGCCGCGCCCGCACCGGCAGCGCCGCGCCCGCAGCCACUGCAACUGUACCUCUACAGACUCUGCAUCCUUUCCUAG
Schistocerca piceifrons (Central American locust) is the source of this 7029-nucleotide messenger RNA. RefSeq names its product serine/arginine repetitive matrix protein 2-like. Lineage: Eukaryota; Metazoa; Arthropoda; Insecta; Orthoptera; Acrididae. The record is from RefSeq and is a predicted model, not a curated record.